AUGACUUGGCAAACAAGUUUGUUGUUGAAAAAACGAAAGAAAGGUCCUCCAUUAGGGUUCAAGAAUCUUGGUAAUACCUGCUACCUCAACUCCGUUCUCCAGAGCUUAACCUAUACUCCUCCCCUCGCCAAUUUCUGUCUCCGACUUCAACACUCCGAAAACUGGAGGCAAGAGGAUGCACAUGAAUUCCUUCGGUACGUCAUUGAUUCUUGUCAUACCACAUGUCUUCGUCUGAAGAAGUUGCAGCAGCAAAGACUGAAGUAUGUCAGCAAUGGAGGAGGUGAUGGCUUUAAUGGCAGCACAGUAGUUAAGGAGAUUUUUGGAGCAAAGUCACAUAAAUCGUUGGUUGAGAGUAUGUCACAUGAUGUGACCAGGGAUCUGCUUGGUGUGAAAUUAGACAUAACUAAAUAUGCAGAGCAAGAGAUUCGGAAACUAAAGCAACAAAUCAAUGAUUUACGUGAAGAAAGAGACAGAUGCAUUUCAGAGAUAGAUAGGAAAGAAGCAGUCAUACUUGCUGAUGCAUUGGCUGCAUCUGGUCAGACGUUGAUUGCUAGUUCGGUGUCAAAAGGGGAUUAUAGAUCCGUGAAGGAUAUCAGAUACUUCGUGUUGACUAUUGGUUUAGUGAUGGGUGUUACUUUGGGUGCAAUAUUGGGAGUUUCAUUUGGUUCCAUAGUCACACUAUUCACUAAGGACAUUGGAGUAUUGGCGAUUGCUAUAACCAGGGUUUUGCCUUUGAAUGCUUUGGCUUUUAUUGUUGAUGGUUUGCAUUAUGGAGUUUCAGACUUCCCGUAUGCUGCUUAUUCCAUGAUGCUUGUUGGGAUUUUAUCGUCUGCUUUUCAUUUCUAUGCUCCCUCGGGUUUUGGUCUUCAUGGUGUUUGGUCGGGUUUGACCCUCUUCAUGGGAUUACGAAUGUUGGCAGGGCUUAUCAGGUAA
Messenger RNA from Lactuca virosa, 933 nucleotides. The record is from the annotation of a GenBank genome assembly. Lineage: Eukaryota; Viridiplantae; Streptophyta; Magnoliopsida; Asterales; Asteraceae.